Messenger RNA from Cyanistes caeruleus (blue tit), 4462 nucleotides. NCBI's taxonomy places the organism in Eukaryota, Metazoa, Chordata, Aves, Passeriformes, Paridae. The record is from RefSeq and is a predicted model, not a curated record.
UUACUUGAACAAAAUCGAGGAAAAUUCAGAGCGAGCAAAAUGGUGGUCGAGUUAGGGGCAGAAAUACAGCAGACGAGUGCCUUGGGGUACAAGGGCUGAAGGGAACGCGGUAGUUUUGGGGCUGUUUUCUUUCCUAAUCUUCUCCAGAAUGUCACUAUGAGCAGCUAGAAUGUGUAGUAAUGAUUUCCAUUAUUACUUAGUUUCACAUAACUGUUCAGAGGAAGGUACACGGGAAGAACGGAUCUUUGCAAUGUUGUGGCACAGUUUAAGGGUGUUCUGGAUUGUCAGAUGUUAUCUGGCAUCAGGAAAAAGCUCUGAACAGCUUGUGCUAUAAAAGGAUAGUGCAGAUAGUGAAGUCGUUGAGAUGUUUUUCAUUAUGUCUGAGUAACAAUUGUAAUAAUCAAAGUUCUUAAAAAGGAUUUUACAAAUCCAAAGUAAUUCUGAUCAGCCGGAUUAAAAUGCAUCACAGGAAUAGGUUCUGGUUUGUUGAUCUUCAAAAUCCAUAAAAGAAAAAUUGCUACUUUAAGAAGUAUUUUCUGGAAAGGAUUAAUUUUUCUGCAACAUUUUAGAGCUGAUUAUUUACCUUGCAGGUGAUUUACCUGAAUUAGACUUUGACUAACUAUGUACUUGUAAAAGUUCACCUGAUUUCCAUAGGAAAAGCAUGAACUUUUCUCGGCGUAGAAAUCAGGACCGAAUCAGAGACUUGUCCCUCAGUGUUACCUCUGAUUUUGGUGGGAGUUGUUCUGUCUUGUCCUUCACCUUAGCUUGGAAUACCGAUUUUGUUAGUGGUCAUGACAUUAACAUAUUUUAUGUAUGCCUUCUGAAUGCCUUCCUCACAUCCUCUGUCUAUCCACAGAACCUGCUGGCGCUACUGUUCUUGCCAUGUUGAGAUAAGGAGGGUUGUGAUGCCAUGGAGACACUGUGUUCCCAGCCCUCCCUGGUGACUGAAUCCCCUUUCAGCUCUUUAAGAAGGGAAAAUAUGGAUAAUUCUCAGUAUUUUUAGCAGCUUCUUAUUUCUUAAAAUAUUUUCCUGUAAUAGUGUGUCUUAUUUGUUGAUAUGAUAAAUUGGGAUAUGCUUAUGUGUGUGAGAUUUAGAUUAAAUACAUUAAGUGUAAGUGAAGAUGGCCACUCAGUUUUGAAAUAUAUCUGUGUGGUCACCUUGUUGCCUCCUGUACUUUGCAUUCACUGAGGUUGUUGAACUGGGGUUUUUGUAGCUAAGUUUCCUCUGGGAGAGGAGCAGUGAGUCAGUCUAUGUACACGACAGGUGUUUACCAUUCUUAGGAGGUGUUGAACUACUACAACUAGAACAUGCAGAAAGCAAGUUAGUGUUUGAAACUCUUACCAACUCGUGGAGUUGUUGUUUUCAGAACUAUACUAAUAGUUCUGACAUUAAUUAAGACAUUAAUGUUGCCAUAAAUUCAUUCAAGCUGGCCAGAAGGGAAGGAGCACACUGUAACAAGGCUCUAGAUCUCUCAAGUUCUGUAUGGUCACAAGUAGCCUAAGCAGAACUCUCCAUAUGGUAAGAGAUAAAUACUGUGAUGUCACCUUCUUUGGUGAAUGACCCAUCAGCUAUAAAUCUGGGUUCUUUGUGGGGAAGUGGCUGUCUUGCUAUGGUUGAGAUCAUAUUCCUGCCUGAAGUGAUUUCAAAGCAAUUCCUCAUGGAAGAGAAUAAAAUACUAAUUCUAAGUAGUGGACCGGCAAUUUUCUUAAACAUUAUUCUUUAUGUGCGUUUGUAAAACACAACUGUAAGGUUUUUUCCUCUGUACUUGCUCACUGUAUAAAAUUACUGGUCUGCUUUGAUGUGCCCUUUAACCAUUUUAGUCUGCUGCAAAAGUUGGAGAGGCUUGUCUCCUGGUUCAAAGCCUCUUCCAGCUUUAUCAAAAUAUGACUGUUGGAGUUGGAGAGCUUUAUUUUCUCCUGAAAGUUGAAAAUUUAAAUGCUAAUAAAAUACAUAGCAAAAUCUUUUAGCAUCCUAAGUUGCACUCUGCUUUUCUAAAUAAUGUCUAAAUUAAUGAGUUAAUUGACAAUUCUUUGGUAAUGCAAAAGAGCUGCGUAAUUUCUUAUUCCUUGUCUUUGGUGUUUUGUGCAUUAGAAAGCAAGAUUAUUAAUGAGUAGAAAGACAUUUAUAUAAUUCAGAAUGUCUCAUUAGUGGCAUGCGCAUCCUGACUUUAAAGCUGAGAUGAAAUCAAGUUGAAGUGCUGAAAAAAUCCCCUGGGAGUUUCUUUAUAAUUGCUGCUAUGCUUAAUAUUAGCACUGUAAUAGUUCCCCACUCCAUUAGUUCCUUGUCUAAUAGGUGAAUCUUGCUCUUUGUACCCAUAUGUACAACGAUCUUUGAAGAAAAUGGAACUGUUUCCCUAUCCAGGAUUAGGGACCAUUUGGUUUAUUGAGGAGCAGCUUCUGAUCAGAGUGGUCUGUAUGACCACUUAAAUGUUUGUUGUUUUAAAACCACGGCUCGUUGAGUAGUUCAAUUACUCCAAGUCCGCCUUCCCGGUCUGUGGAAGAAGGGGAGGAAGGGAACUGUUGCAAACCUGUUGCUAUGGCCACCUAGCAGGGGCUGAGCUGCUUGUGUGGCUGUAAUCCUGCUGCAUCAGCUGCUGCUCGUCCUGUAGAGUUUAACUGAACUUGGAGGAUGAAGUCCAGCCUAAUGCAUUUGGUUCCACCAAUGAAUAGAGAAAGAAUAAUCUCCAAGUUUCCCAAGUGGUACACACCUGAAGCCUGUCUGCAGUUUAAAGAGCACUUUCAUGCACAGGUCAGAACUGCUUGUCAGCAGAGCACUGGAACAGCUGGGCUGAAAAUAUCCAAAGUGGUUGUGGUAGGAGACCUGUAUGUUGGGAAAACCAGUCUUAUCAACAGAUUUUGUAAAGAUAAAUUUGACCGAGACUACAAGGCAACCAUUGGAGUAGAUUUUGAGACUGAACGUUUUGAGAUAAUUGGAAUGCCAUAUAACCUCCAGAUAUGGGACACAGCAGGUCAGGAGAAGUUCAAGUGCAUUGCGUCUGCUUACUACCGAGGAGCAGAGGUUAUAAUAACAGUGUUUGAUCUGGCUGAUAUCCAAACUUUGGAUCACACCAAACAGUGGCUAGAAGAUGCAUUGAGAGAGAACGAGCCAGAUUCCAGCUUCAUCUUUCUGGUUGGAACAAAAAAAGAUUUGGUGUCAGAUGCAGUGUGUGAAAGGACAGAGCUGGAUGCCAUCCGUUUUGCCAAGGAGAUGCAGGCAGAAUACUGGUCGGUUUCAGCCAAAACAGGAGAAAAUGUCAAAGAAUUCUUCUCCCGUGUUGCUGCCUUGGCCUUUGAACAGUCCAUGAUAAAGGAGCUGGAGAACACUCUUGGGCACAGGGCCCAAAUUGGGGCAGGAAAUCUCAUCAAAGUAGAGAAGUACAGUAUGGAAGUUCCAGAAGACAAAACUCAAGUCAGCCUGAGUUGCUGCUAACUGUCAGCUGUUUCUGCAAGUGCCACACUUCUCUGCAACAAUGCUCUCAAACCAGAACUAGAGAGCUUUAAUUUUAGAAAUGAGGGAGGAAAAACUUACCCAAACUUUCUUGCUCAGAGUUCCCUUGCUGCUGCAGGCUCCCUGUGCAGGGUGGUACAAUUGUUAUGUAAACCUUUCUUUAUGUAGUUGAAACAUAGCAUCCUUGUCUUAAUGCAAGAAGACAUUGCCAGUGCCAUGGGCUCAGCUAUCUGCCAGAAAGGCUUGUAGUCAAAAAUGAUGUCAUUUUAGUGUGCUGUUUUUUGAUAAUUCUUUAGAAAUCUUAGCUAGUGAAGUGGCAUUCUCAUGGGAGCAGGAAACAAGUGGCAGUUCAGAAUGAAGGGUGACAUCAAUAUGGUUUUGUCUUUUAAAAUCAUCGUGUAAAAUAAUUCUGAUUUGCUUUUAUGCAUUCCAAGUAUUUUAAAACUAAUUGGAAACAAAUCUUUUUUAAGUAUCAGGUUGGAAGUACACAAAUGCAGACUGCAUAGUUUCCACUGUGGUUUCUCUAUCCAGGAAAAAUGUGUGUUACUUUUAAUUUUCCACUUGAGAAUCAGAGCCCAGUAUUAAAUAUUUCCAAAGAAGUCCAGGUAGGAACUUGGUUGUUUUAACACAGCUGCCUAAUAUUUUGAAAACGUUGCCAGAUAAGAAUGCUAUUCUUUUCCAUUCUCUUGAACAAGAAAGAAUGGUCACACAGGUGCAUAAUAUGGAAGACAUAUUAUUUACGUCUAAUUUUUCCAAUAUCUCUCUGAACUCUAAUGCUCUGUUGUAUCUAGCCUAGAAUUCCAUAUUUCUAGGAUUCAUAUCCAGCAUUUUAGGCUUGCUGACAUAAAAAAAAAUAAAUAUGUAUACAAUGCUCUAAAUUUAAUGCUGCAAUUAUUUUAAAUGGAGAGAAAGAAGAAAACGUAUGAAGAGUUAUAAGGUACAGUUUCUUGAGAUAUUUAUCCAAUCAUUGCAGAAACAUUACCUUUAAAAAUAAUUAUAAUAAGACUCAGAUUU